AUAGAGACGCAACCCAACCGUACAAUCCUGGGUCAGGCUGCGUCCGGUGUCUGGAGCUCGGCGAGCGCACAACAGCAAACAAAGCAUGGCAGGCACAGGCAGUACAACUUCCUCUCUCACUUCGACAUCCCAUACUCUCUCGCAUGCGCCCGCCAUGGCGCCAGAAGUCGUUCAAUCUGCCGAAGGCUCAGCAGUCGCAGUCUUCCUCGACUCUACGUUCGCCUCCAACCGGCACGCCUUCCUUCGCCCAUCGCCUCUGCUGCCGUCCGGAUCUCUUCAGCUAGCCAAGGAUACUCUCGAUGCACUUGCUGGGCAGGUUGCAGACCACCAGCAGCAGAGGUUGCGCGAUGCGGGGAAGAAGCGUAAGCGGGACGGUACCCAGGACAAAUCAACUGUUUUGAAGAUCAGGAAACUCCACAUUGAUGGUUUUGAUACCGGCCAAGUGUGGCAGCAAGCCAAGAAAAUCAUCAAUAGUGCGCUUCAGGAGUCCACUCAGGUCCUCAAAGAGCUGGAGGAAAAUGACGAGGUCGUGCACAUAACAAAUGGGGACGCUGAGGAGUCCAGGCAUAUCGAGUUCGGUGAAGAUGGAUUCGAAGUAGGCUCUGAAGAGGACGAGUCCGCCACCGAUGGCGAUACAGAGGAGUCGGAUGACGACGGUGCUAGCCUUGCCGAAGACGACGGAGACGACGAGGAAAUGGCUGAGUCGAAAGCUGAGGGGGACGACCAUAAAGGAGAACUUGAUGAUGACGAUGAAGUCGAUGGGGCUGAGAAACGGGGAGCGGACGAAGAGGGAGACGAGGACGACUACGACGACGAACCGGAGGAAGAGCUCGUUGAGGACCCUUACGGUCUCAAUGAUGGCUUUUUCUCAAUAGAUGAGUUCAACAAGCAGACUCAAUGGUUCGAGGACCAGGAUGCUCGCGGAGACCCGAAUACGGACCGCUUCAGUGACGACGAAUCGAUCGACUGGCAUGCGGAUCCGUUCGCGCCGAAAAAGCCGCGCAAGAAGGGUGCGGACGAGGAUGAAGAUGACGAGUCAGAUAUGGAUAUGGACGAGGACGGAGAAGAGGAUAGAACGGGGGCGGCGUUGAGUAAACAGGAUUUGGAAGACAUGGAUGAUGGAGACGACAGUGAAGAGGGGGGUAACCUGGACGACGAUCUCCAUGACAUGGGUCUCGACCUUACCGCCAACGACAUCUACUACGAUGAUUUCUUUGCCCCGCCGAAGAAGAAGAAGAAGCCUGGGAAUGUCACGAAGCGCAGAGACUCACCUAAGCCAUCGCGGCCUGAAGACGCCGACAUCGAGCGGGCUGAGAACGAUGUCCGACGCGAUCUCUUUGAAGAUUUAUCCGAACGGUCUGACUCGGAGGAUGCGCUCUCAGACGUCUCCGCGGGCGAUCCCAAAUCGCGCCGCUCGGCUCAUGAGCGGAGGCAAGCCAAGAUAGCGGAGGAAAUCCGCAAGCUCGAGGCCGAACUGGUAGCCAAGCGGGCGUGGACCCUCUCCGGCGAGGCCUCCGCGGUUGACCGACCGGUUAACUCCUUGCUCGAGGAAGACCUGGAUUUUGAGCACGUCGGCAAGCCGGUUCCUGUCAUCACUGAAGAGGUUUCCGAGUCUAUCGAGGCGCUCAUCAAGCGCCGCAUCUUGGCCCAAGAAUUCGACGAGGUACUUCGCAGACGCCCGGACACCUUCGGCAACCCGAACGGGACGAGGCGCGGGCUCGUCGAUGUGGACGAUACCAAGGCCAAGCAGAGUUUGGCUGAAAUAUACGAGGAGGAACAUGUUAAGAAGGCGAAUCUUGAUGCCUACGUGAGCCAAGCUGACGAGAAGCUGCGCCGUGACGAAGAGGAAAUCAAGAAGAUGUGGAAGGAAAUUAGCGCCAAGCUCGACGCGCUCAGCAGCUGGCACUACAAGCCGAAGCCAGCCGCCCCGACACUCACUGUCGUCGCUGAUGUCGCGACAGUCGCCAUGGAGGACGCACAGCCCACGACUGCCCAGGGCGUGGCUGGUGGCGAGAGCAUGAUCGCGCCGCAGGAGGUGUACGCUCCCGGCAAGGACACGGCCGAGAAGGGCGAGGUGGUGGCUAAGAGCGGGUUGCCUGUGGCCAAACAGGAGAUGACCCGCGAGGAGAAGCUGCGGAGGCGCCGUCGCGAGAAGGAGCGCAUCCGUAAAGCGGGAGGUAUUGACGCGAACAAGCCGGUCAGCAAGAAGGCUCAGGAGCAGCGCGAGACGAUCAAUGACCUGAAGAAGGGCGGAGUCAAGGUCAUCAACCGUAAGGGUGAGGUGGUAGGCCUGGAUGGGAAAAAGGUGGUUGAACAAAAGGGCUCUCAGAGUAGCGGAGCGUUUAAGCUGUGAGGUAACUGCAGGCGUCGCACGAAGCAAUCCAACUUUUUGCCCUCUUCCCGUCUCAUCCUUAUAGAUAAAGUUCAGUCCUGAGCAGGGGAAACCAAGGGCCGAGAACCUACAUGAUAGUACAACGCUGUUCGGCUCUUUGAACUCUUUCUCCAGCGGACAUUCUUCAGAGAACGCUUUUUGGGCGCGAGGCCAGACAAGGACUAUGUGCCGCUUUGGAUGAGGUGACGAUAUCUCUUAUAUACACAAGCGACUUUGUAACCAUCGUGUUGCAGGUACCAACCUACGUAAUACUAUUCCAUACUGUUCG
Messenger RNA from Thermothelomyces thermophilus ATCC 42464, 2660 nucleotides. RefSeq lists its product as uncharacterized. Bases 155 to 2353 code for a protein of 732 amino acids. Gene Ontology annotation, cellular component: small-subunit processome; Mpp10 complex; nucleus. NCBI's taxonomy places the organism in Eukaryota, Fungi, Ascomycota, Sordariomycetes, Sordariales, Chaetomiaceae. The record is from RefSeq and is a predicted model, not a curated record. The transcript has a single exon. Gene Ontology annotation, biological process: rRNA processing.